Lachancea mirantina is the source of this 1005-nucleotide messenger RNA. NCBI's taxonomy places the organism in Eukaryota, Fungi, Ascomycota, Saccharomycetes, Saccharomycetales, Saccharomycetaceae. The record is from the annotation of a GenBank genome assembly.
AUGACUGUAGGGAAACAGCCAUUAAAACGCGUUAUAGUGGUUCCUGGGGAUUUUGGAGGCCGUAUAAAGACGUUAAGCGUUCCACAUCCGUCAAAUACCAGCAACAAAGCCCCUCUGGAGCUAUUCAUCCAUGGUAACGAGCUUUUCCAUUUGGAAAAACAAGCGUUCAGCAGAGGUUGCAGCUUGCACAAGGCACGAGAUGCAGAGAGUAAUAAGUACAACUAUACCAAUGACGGGUCGCCAUUAAAAUCUACCUUUGUUGUGAAUACCCAAGACAGAACCGAUGCAUUGGUGUUGGAGACUGGGACGUUUGAGUUUUCGACCAAAUUCGAUCUUGCUUUCAGUCUCUGUGGAGCACUCUUGCCAGAUUCCAGAGCUGCAAAGGAAACAGAGUAUGUUCCACAUGCAAAUGAUUACGAAAAUGUGACGUUGAUCAACAGGUUUUUAACACCUCGCGACUUUCAAGACGCGCUGGCUGAAACCCAGGGCGCACACUGGUCGUUUUUCCCGCUUUCGAUGCUAGAAGCCGCUCUGCAACGGAUUUGUGAGCAUGUAGAAGAAGCAGGCGACGUAUACUACAAACUAUCGCCCGUCAAAGUCACACAAUGGCUGGUAGACAAAGUGAAGAGAAUUGUCGCGAAUUUCCCGGCAAGUCUUCCAAUUCCGAAAACUUUACCAGAAGAUAUCCUUGACAAAGCUAAAGUAUAUUUCGCAUGCAAUCUUCUGGUUUCACUGGUGCCUCGCGCCGCGUACCACUUGCUAAUCCAAUACGACGGACCCGAUCUUGACGUCUCUGAAGCAUUUCGGGCUUACAAACAACACAUGGAAGUUGUCGUCGCACAGCAAAAGGAGCAACAGAUACUUAUAAAUGCCGCUAUGAAUGUGGGACUAUCCAACAGAUCAACAGAGGGCAAGAAACCUUUGAAAGUGAGAAAAGUCACUGCUGUCAAGAAAGUUGUGGUCAAAAAGGGCGCCAUCGACGGAUUUUUCAAGAAGAAAAAAUGA